AUGGGGAGCUCGACAGAUUCAGAUAUUGCUGCAAAACUAACCGCAACUCAGAAGACUCUUAUUGAAUGGGGAGGUAACAGGGGCCCGAAUUAUAAGAAGAGAGCAGCUGGGCUUCGGAAUCGUAUGGGACGCCUGAAUGUUAACAGUGAUGAUAGGCGGAGAGCGGAAUACAGCAGGUUAGCCAUGGAGUAUCACGCGUUGCUUGGGGAAGAAGAAGUUUACUGGAAACAGCGAGCUAAGAGCUUCUGGCUAGCACAUGGAGAUGCCAAUACACGGUAUUUCCACAAUUUUGCAACUGCUAGGAAGAAAGGAAAUCAAGUGAAUAAGCUUAGAGACGAAUGUGGGAUUUGGAGAACUUCUAAAGAGGAGGUUGCAGGCAUAAAGCAGAGGUAUUUUAGUUCUCUUUUUACUGAAAAUCAAUUUGGCCCUAUUGAGUUUGUGGAGAUUGCUUCUCGUGUAUCUGAAGAUGAAAAUGGUUGUUUAAUGAGCCCUGUCUCUGAUUGGGAAGUAAAGAAUGCGGUGUUUAGCAUGCAUAAUGAUAAGUCUCCGGGUCCAGACGGCUUUAAUCCGGCGUUUUUUAAAAAUUAUUGGGGUGUGGUGGGGAAGGAUGUGAUUAAGCUUUGUAGAGACUUUUUUGCUACAGGUUGUUUUAAAAGUGGCUUGAAUGAUACUGCUUUAGUUUUGAUUCCUAAAGUUAGUAAUCCGGAGUAUAUGACUGAACUUCGGCCUAUUUCUUUGUGCAAUGUGUCCUAUAAAAUCAUUUCAAAAGUGUUAGCCAAUCGAAUGAAGAAAUUAAUGCCUAAUAUUAUCUCAGAGAACCAAAGCGCUUUUGUUGAAAACAGGCUUAUUACUGAUAAUUUUUUAAUUGCGUAUGAGAUUGGCCAUUAUUUGAGACGGAAAAGAAGAGGGAAGUUGGGUAUGGCGGCGCUUAAAAUUGACAUGAGUAAAGCUUAUGAUAGAGUUCGUUGGGAUUUUGUCGAGUUUAUGCUUAAGAAGUUGGGGUUUUGCGACGCUUGGGUAAAAUUGGUGAUGUAUUGUAUCUCUUCGGUCACUUAUUCCAGUAUUGGUGACUGUGAGCUGCUCGACCCUAUUAUUCCUAGCAGAGGCUUGAGACAAGGCGAUCCCCUCUCGCCGUAUCUGUUUAUUAUUUGCGCGGAAGGCCUUAGCUUACUUCUUAAAAAUGAAGAGAAUGGAGGUAAAUUGCACGGGGUAGAAGUUUGUAGGGGAGCUCCUACGAUUAGCCAUCUUUUCUUUGCGGAUGAUUGUUUUCUCUUUUUCCGAGCUUCGAAAGAGGAAAUGACUACCGUAAAAGGGGUGCUUGAUAAUUAUGAGAGUCUCUCGGGCCAAAAGGUAAAUCUCCAAAAAUCCAAUAUUAUCUUUAGCACAAAUGUUUUGUUGGCAGAUAGAGUGGGUAUUCGGUCGGUGUUGAAUGUGGAUGAGGCGAGUGAUAGUGGGAAAUAUUUAGGCCUCCCAUCUUUGGUUGGUAAAAAUAAGACCGCUAUUUUUGAUUUUGUUCGGGAAAGAGUUUGGAGUAAGGUGAAAGGGUGGAAUUCAAAGUUUUUAUCUAGAGGGGGAAAGGAGAUUCUUAUUAAAACGGUUGCACAAUCUAUGCCAAAUUAUGUGAUGAAUGUGUUUUUAAUCCCUCGCCGUCUUUGUGAGGAGCUUGAAAGGAUGCUUAAUUCGUUUUGGUGGGGUAGAGAUAGAGAGAAGAGGAAGGGCAUUAAUUGGGCAAGUUGGGAUAGACUUUGUAUCCCGAAAAAAUUUGGCGGUAUGGGGUUUAAAAAGAUUCGAGAGUUUAAUCUAGCUAUGUUGGCUCGCCAAGCUUGGCGGUUUAUCACCGAGGAGAAUAAUUUGAUGGUGAAAGUCUUCAAAGCUAGAUAUUUUCCGAAUUCUACAUUCUUAGAGGCCAAGUUAGGUGCGAAUCCGAGUUACGUGUGGAGAAGUAUUUUUGAGACGCAAGCAGUGAUGAUUAUGGGUACUAGAGUGAGGCUGGGUAAUGGAAGGAGAACCAAAAUUUGGGGUAGUCCUUGGGUGUUGGGCGAAGGCAGUGGGGUGUUAUCUACUCCUAUGCCGGAUAACCUAGUUGAUGCAAAGGUUUGCGAUUUGUUUGAGGUUGGCGGCAAUAGAUGGGAUGUAGGUCUUGUGAGGGAUAUUUUUAACAAUGGUGAUGCGGAUAGAAUUCUAAAUAUUCCUACGAGUACUCGUGAUGUUAACGAUGGUUGGUUUUGGCACUUGGACUCAAAAGGUAAAUUUUCUGUCCGGAGUUGUUAUCGAGCAGUGUUUGGGCAUGUUAUGGAGAAUCCGAGUGGCCUUUGGAAUCUGAUUUGGCACUUAUCUAUUCCUCUUCACAUCCGAAAUUUUCUUUGGAGGGUGUGUAAGGAUUUUUUGCCGACCUCGGAAGCGCUAGAAAGAAGAAAAGUCUUCGUUUUCAAUCAAUGUGCUGUGUGUUCAGCGGGGCUUGACAAUGCUGCUCACAUUUUGUAUUUCUGUCCAGUUGCUCGUAGUGUUUGGCAGGUUAUCAAGGUGCCUUUGUUUGUGGAGGAUAGGUCGGUUGCUGAUUGGUGUUUGAGGUGGUUAACUGAACUUAAGAUGGAAGACAAGGCUUUGGUCGCUGUUGCUUGUUGGAAUCUCUGGCUGAACAGGAAUAAUUCGGUCUGGAAUAGUAACUCUGGCACGGCAGAGUCUAUCUUGGCAGCAGUGAGUUCUCAGUCCUCUUCUUGGAGUAUGGCUCAUGGAGCGGCGGUUCAGCAUAGAACAGCAGCUCUUCGGCCGGAAGAUGGGAAGAUCAGAUGGAGUCCUCCGCCUCAAGGUUUCCUUAAAGCAAACGUGGAUGCUGCAGUGUUCUCCGGGAAUGAUGGUAUAGGUAUUGGCAUUGUUGUGAGGGACUGGCGCGGUUGUGUUGUUCGUGCUAGACAAGUUCAUUUGAGGGAAAACAAUGGCCCAAGAUCAGCAGAAACUAUUGGCAUUAGAGAGGCAUUAAGUUGGUUAAAAGAGUAUCCAAACUUAAUGAUAGAGUCUGAUGCGAUGGAUGUCGUGUUAGAGCUGAGGAACCCGAGUGCAGUGGAAGCAGACUUCUUAAUUGGCGAUUGUUUAGAUUUAACAAAGCAGUUCAAUAACGUUAUUUUUGUUUUCGUGAGGCGAUCUGCGAAUCAGGCAGCGCACGUGUUAGCGCAAUAUGCCCGUUCCAUUUCAGGUCAUCAGGAGUGGUUGUGUCACUUCCCUGAUUUUCUCACAAAUCUAAGGGAGGGGAGUUCAGGUAUUUUUUUUGACCCCCAACGCGUACCGGAUGACGUUGGAGAAAUUAAGAAUGUUCAUUUACUAAGGGAGGGGAGUUCAGGUAUUUUUUUUGACCCCCAACCCGUACCGGAUGACGUUGGAGACAAUAAGAAUGUUCAUUUACUAAGGGAGGGGAGUUCAGGAAAUGAAGUACUACCACAAGUAGCAGCUGAUUCAAUAGCAGUUCUCCUUUCCUUAACAAGUAAGCAACUAAGGGAGGGGAGUUUAGGUAUGUUUUUUGACCCCCAACGCGUACUGGAUGACGUUGGAGACAAUAAGAAUGUUCAUUUACUAAGAAGUUUAGCAUUCCCGAAAACAUCUAAGGGAAGGGAGUUUAGGUAUGUUUUUGACCCCCAACGCGUACCGGAUGACGUUGAAACCUUAACGGAUGUUUUACAGGGUGUUGAAGAUUAUAAGAAUCUAAGGGAGGGGAGUUUAAGUGAGUUUUUUGAUCCCCAACGCGUACCGGAUGACCAUUCCCGAAAACAUCUAAGGGAGGGGAGUUUAGCAUUCCCGAAAACAUCUAAGGGAGGGGAGUUUAGCUAA
Molecule: messenger RNA, 3822 nt
Organism: Mercurialis annua (annual mercury)
Lineage: Eukaryota; Viridiplantae; Streptophyta; Magnoliopsida; Malpighiales; Euphorbiaceae
Exons: 12
Coding region: 1-3822 (1273 amino acids)
Molecular function (GO): RNA-DNA hybrid ribonuclease activity; nucleic acid binding
Source: RefSeq, a predicted model, not a curated record